Suncus etruscus (white-toothed pygmy shrew) is the source of this 1426-nucleotide messenger RNA. RefSeq names its product N-terminal EF-hand calcium binding protein 2 (gene NECAB2). Gene Ontology annotation, biological process: regulation of amyloid precursor protein biosynthetic process. The record is from RefSeq and is a predicted model, not a curated record. Gene Ontology annotation, cellular component: cytoplasm. The transcript has 13 exons. Bases 1 to 1176 code for a protein of 391 amino acids. Gene Ontology annotation, molecular function: calcium ion binding. NCBI's taxonomy places the organism in Eukaryota, Metazoa, Chordata, Mammalia, Eulipotyphla, Soricidae.
AUGUGCGAGCGGGCGGCGCGCCUGUGCAGGGCCGGCGCGCACAGGCUGCUCCGGGAGCCGCCGCCGCAGGGCCGGGCGCUGGGCGGGCUGCUGCGCUGGGUGGGCGCCAGGAUGGGGGAGCCCCGCGCGCCGCUGGUCCCCGACACCCCCGCUGCCGACCCUCGGCCCGGACCCCGGCCCCCUUCGCCGCACGGGGGCACCGCCGUCAUCCUGGACAUCUUCCGCCGAGCGGACAAAAAUGAUGAUGGGCGGCUGUCCUUGGAUGAGUUCCAGCUUUUCUUCGCUGACGGUGUGCUCAGCGGCCCAGAGCUGGAGGGCCUUUUCCAUGCCAUUGACUCGGACAACACCAACCAUGUGGAUACCAAAGAGCUGUGUGAUUAUUUUGUGGGCCACAUGGGAGAUUAUGAAGACGUCUUGGCUUCCCUGGAAACCUUGAACCACUCUGUCCUGAAGGCCAUGGGCUACACCAAGAAGGUGUACGAGGGUGGCAGCAGCGUGGAUCAGUUCGUGACACGCUUCUUGCUCAAGGAGACAGCCAGCCAGAUCCGGGCCCUUCUGGGUUCUGUGGAGAGUGCUGUGGAUGCCAUUGAGGAGCAGACCAGCCAGAUCCGGCAGAACCACAGCCUCCCUAGCUGCGGCACAGUGGACACCUGGUCUAGGGGCACCCCCCACCCGGAAUCUCCCAACCAUAAGCUCCCAGCCCCGGAACAAGAGAGGGGCGCGCUGCUGGGCUCAGGGGACCCCAAAGAGAAGGGCCUGGAAGCCCAGGUCAGCCGCUUGGCAGAGCUGAUCGGGCGGCUGGAGAGCAAGGCCCUCUGGUUUGACCUGCAGCAGCGGCUCUCAGACGAGGAGGGCAGUGACAUGCAUGUGCAGCUGAUCCGGCAGGAGAUGGCCGUGUGCCCCGAGCAGCUGAGCACUUUCCUGGAGUCCCUGCGGCAGUACCUACGGGCCACAGCAGGGGCGAGUGCCUGUGUCCACGUCGCCGCUGUCAGACUGUCAGACGGUUUUACCUUCGUUGUCUACGAGUUCUGGGAGACGGAGGCCGAGUGGAAGCGGCACCUUCAGAGCCCCGUGUGCAAGGGCUUCCGGCACACCAAGGUGGAUGCGCUGAGUCAGCCAGAAGAUCUGUCCCGGAUCUCUGUGCCAGCCGUCUGGUGCACCAUGGGCCAAGAUUGAACACCUAGCCAUCCCCUGCCCUGAUGACGCCGCUUUUUCUAGAACUUUGGUACCCAAGCAACCUCACCGGGGACAUGCCGGUGGCUGAGUCUGAUGAAGGGGACCCCUCCCAGGGCUAUGGGGGCUCCUGAAGGUGGCUCCCACCUCCCCCACGCAUGCCCCCUUCCCUGGUAGGAGUGCUGCUCCCUUCUGGCCAGCCCAUUUCCUGUGGGACUUGUCCACGCAGACCAAUAAACUUGGCUGCCCAUGG